This is a messenger RNA of Esox lucius (northern pike), 6104 nucleotides long. RefSeq names its product SRY-box transcription factor 12 (gene sox12). Gene Ontology annotation, molecular function: RNA polymerase II cis-regulatory region sequence-specific DNA binding; DNA-binding transcription factor activity, RNA polymerase II-specific. Bases 364 to 1542 code for a protein of 392 amino acids. The record is from RefSeq and is a predicted model, not a curated record. Gene Ontology annotation, biological process: regulation of DNA-templated transcription; cell differentiation; anatomical structure morphogenesis. NCBI's taxonomy places the organism in Eukaryota, Metazoa, Chordata, Actinopteri, Esociformes, Esocidae. The transcript is spliced from 2 exons.
AGCUGUCUACAGUGAGGUUUCUAGAGAAGCAGACAGGGGGGCUGUCUCUACAAAGAGGGAAUAGGCUUGAGAGAACAGCAGACAAGGAACAACAGUAGAGAGAUUGAGAGACACAGAGUGAGAUAGAAAGAGAUAGACCGAGACAGCUUGGUAGUGCAGUGACCGACGGAGACAGACAUUUGGAUUCUAGCGCCCAUUCCAUCCCUGCUCCACUUCAAGCCCACCUCGCUCAGCUCAGCUGAGGGAGCCGGCAUCUUCUCAGACAUUCCGUAUCUAGGUCCUGAGGCAAGGGCUGCUGAAGCUGAGUGCUGCUGGAUUACUGGAAGAGGAAUCAUUGCAGUAAGAACUUGUGUGUGAUCAUGGAUGACUCCAGCUGUCACUCAGAAUAGAGUGUCUUCCUACAUCAUGGUACAGCAAAGGGGACACAAAUACCCAGCAGUUAUGGACAGCGAUUCAAGCCAAGAGGUUUUUGUGGGACUGGGCGCAGAUGACGGGGAGGACGCCUUUGGACCGUCACCCUCCAACAAAGACCCCAACUGGUGCAAGACUCCCACGGGUCACAUCAAGAGGCCCAUGAAUGCAUUCAUGGUCUGGUCACAGAUUGAAAGACGGAAGAUAAUGGAGCAGUGGCCAGAUAUGCACAAUGCCGAGAUCUCCAAACGCCUAGGAAAGCGCUGGAAACUCCUUCCAGACUAUGAGAAGAUUCCCUUCAUCAAAGAAGCAGAACGGCUCCGGCUCAAGCACAUGGCCGAUUACCCAGACUACAAGUACCGGCCCCGGAAGAAAAGCAAGGGCUCCAUGCCUGUCCGGGUCGGAGACAAGGUCUCCCUGAAGACAAGCAAGACCCACCCAAGUGGUCGCACAUCCGCCACGGCCACCAGCAGAGGUCUCAAGGUCCGGACGACUUCCUCCAAACACAGAGCCACAUUCUAUGGCAAUAAGUUCAAAGGUUACGACGAAGGCAUCAGCGAUGAUGACACAGUGGAUGUAGAGCUGGCUAGUACAGUGAAGAGCCAGACAGGAGAGCAGAGGCCAGCUUUGGGUGUUUUCCAUCACCAGCAGGCUGCCAUGAGCCCCAGGGAGCAGCAACCUCAGCUAGCAGCCCAGCUCAGGGUCAAAGUGUCCAGUGCCACAUCCCACCAGCUCGCCUCCCAUCUCCCCGCGGGCCUGUCCUCUGGCUCCUCUGUACCCCACAGUCUCCCAGAAUCAUCCCCCCGGGUGUCCUCUUCCUCAGAACCCCGGGGCCCCCUCUCCUCCACUGGACGCUCCUCCACCCCCACCUCCACCAGCUCCUCCUCCUUUGUGUCAUCGGCCUCCUCCGAUGAGGAGCUGGAUGAGGAGAUUUUGCAUAUAAUUUCCAACGCCAACUUUGACAGCAUGCCUAUGGACUGCUCCACUCUGGACAAAGACUUUGAUGCUGCGUUUCACACCAACUCAGGAUCCCACUUCGAUUUCCCAGACUACUGCACCCCGGAAGUGAAUGAGAUGAUAUCUGGGGACUUGCUGGUGCCCAGCAUUUCUGACCUGGUUUUCACCUAUUGAGGCUCAUCAUGACUCCACAGGAUUCUGGUUUACUGGCAGAAGAUUUGACCUUCAUUCAUAAACGCCUGUGGUUUUUUGGUUGUAUUAUUUAUUUUCCCCAUCCCCAAGCGUUCUUAUCUUCUGACACUUUCGUGGUUUCUCAAUCAAGUCCGUAAGUGCUAUUGCUUUUCUUUUCCCAGUAUGCCAAAUCCUGAUGGUCUGGUGUAUAAACAUUAAAAUGUUUCUCACUCAAAGCCUUUUUCAGAAUUCAAAUAUGCAGGCAUUGACAAGGAGACCAGGUACAUACAGCAGAGCAGACACUGAACAGAUGUGUUGUUUGUAGAGAGGGCAUAGGGCUUUCAACAGUCAACCUAUUCAGUAUUUAUUGUUUUCAGUGUUAACAGAAGCAUGUAGCACUACCAUGUCUUUCAUAUACAUUUGUUGUAUAUGAGCUGGCAUUAUUACAAAGUUCUGACAUAAUCAGCCAAACUCAACUACUGCAAAUCCCUAUUUAAAAUGGCAUAAUGUAGCCUAAUUCCUGAUUUUGGUCAUGUAAUCUACCAAUCAUCUGUAAAUAUUAACGGGUAAAAAGGGAGAUCAUCAGCUAACAGGAAUCUGCAGCAAUUGUGACCAGGCUUGUACAGUAUCAUCCGUAAAAAAAAAAAAAGCUUUGGCCAGGGGAAAAAUCUGCUGCAGACAAGUGCCAAGGAGCCAGGCCAUAAUUUAUUUCAUACCCCGUAAUUAGGAAACAGCACUUUCAUCGCCUCGCUAAUACUGCUGACUCCAAGACAUGGAGUAUUAUGUAAACAUAAGCCUUGUGUGUGUGUGUGUGUGUGCCUGAUUCAUUCCAGACAGUUGAGGCUGACCGUGGCGGUGCUUAGUGCUAAGAGAGCAGGGAUGUGUAGUGGACUGGGAAAAGGGGGACUGAAAGAGAGGCUGGGGGUCGAUGGUGGGGCCAAGGAGAGGAGUUUCUUUCACAGGGCUGUGCAUCUGUCCAUGCAGGCAGCAGCCUUUGUGCCAGGGUUCAGAGUGUGAGUGCGUGUGUGUCUGAGCUCCACUGAGCGAGCGUCUGCCCGGCCAGGGGAGUGCAAGUGUGUGUGUCUGCAUGGGUCGGGGAUGGGGUGUGGGGGGGCGUAGUGUAUUCAGGGAGAUGAGGGCCAAAGCCAUCCAUACACCCACCAGCUCAGUAAAAUGCAUGUCAUGUCUGCAGGCUGGCUGCAGCUGCCUGAUCAGGGCCGAUUCAGCAGUGAAUGGAGGAGAAAUCUGUGUCUGCCAGCUGUCCCUUCAUUGACUCUCUCAGGGAUCGUUUUGUCUAGAGGUCCUACUGCCUCCCGUGGCUUAUUCAUCUGCCCGGACCUGGAGAUGAACAGCUCCUUUCCUCCCUUCUCCUCCCUUCUCCUCCUUUCUCCUCUCCUUCCAUCUCCUUUUAUUAUUCCCCCUGUCUUUUAUCUGUGUCAAACAACCGUCAGGGAGAAGAGGUAACAGAGUGAGAGACUGAGCUUCUUUCCACUCCCAACAUGUGACCUUUCUUCUUUUCAUCCCUCUGUCCUCAUUAAUUACAUUGCCUGGCUUUGGCACCGCAACGAAAAGGACCAGCAUUAUUUACUUACUUUCCACCAGCAGCUGCUGAAGAGCCAGCAAUGAAAGCAGCACCAAAAACCUUCCUCAGUUCAUAUCUUACAUAAACUGAUGCUAAUCCCUCAUCAGACCAACCUCGUCAGAGCCUACCAGCUGCUCUAACAAAGGCUGUCCCAAGCGAAGCAGUCGGUAGUGUAGCGGACUGGUAAACGCAGUUCACUCACUUCUUUGGCCCAAAAGCAUUCAAAUUUUUUGCAGAAAGGACUGUAAUUUCUUAAUUUUUUUUAUCUCAACUGCCGAUCAGAGUUUACAUCUAUUCUUUUACUACUAUGUCCCUGGGUGCAGAGUGUCUCUGGAGCGGUCCAGAGAGCCUGGGAUCAUGGGGGAUGCACUGGGAGUUUGUUUUCUGUCCAAACUUUUGUUUGGGGUUGAGUCAUAAUGACUGUCGUACAGGGACCAUGACGAGAACUGGGCAGGGUUAUGUGUUGUGUUCCUCAACCCAUUCCCCCAGGAAAUGCUUGACAAACCAUUGCUUAUCUAAGAGACACUGUGUUUUAGUUCCUGGUGAUGAUGUUUAGAGAGUACUGCACCAUAACCGUUAGAGUCUUUAUUAGCAAAAAAUAAAUCAAUACUGACAAAAAAUGAUCAGGUAACUUGUUUCUGAACUGGAAGGUGGCUUCCCUCUAAGAUAUCAAUGGUAUGAUAAGAGAGAUGGUCCUGCUACAACCAGAGGCCUUUAUGAUACAGCAACACUGGUUUAGUUAUUUUGUUAACCAUAAGUAGGAGUUCAUUAAAACUAUUGGAAGGGCACCAUGUGUAAAGGUAAUUAAUCUAGCAAGAACAACAUCCAACCUCCAUCUAAUAGUGAACUGCAAUUAAGUUUUUAGACAUACUGCAUGUGUCCUAGUGUUAAGAACUGAUUAACAAUAUGCUGUACUGUUAAUGUGAACAAUUCAUUGGUUAGUAUUGAGGAAGUAUGACAAAGUUGACCUUUCCUGAAAUAAAUCUGUAUUCAGGGACUAAAUAGUUGAAAUUACAGAUGUGAAUUCAGCACUAGUUGAAGGGAUAUUUUCCAUCCAUCAGGCUACCACAUUAGUAGUUGACAAAUCUACAAAACCAUUACAACACAGUCUAAAGAAUCCUAUGGAACUGAAAGAUACUGACUCCAACACCAGCAGUCUUAAACUGGACUCAGGACAAUAUUAACAGCUUUCUGUGGAACUGUUCCUAUUAGUGUUAGCCAUUUCUAAUGUGCUGUUUGUGGCUGUUUAUUACAUCAUGCAUCUAAAAGAAAAAAUGUGUAGCUGUAUAAAAAUGUAUACAGCUAAAUUAUAACUUGUCAAACACUUGUUUAAAAGUAAGGUAUGUUUAAAUCAUUCAGGUGCAUUAAAAUGUAAAUAAAUAUGUAUAAAAUUGCAUUAGAAAAAAUAAUUAAAGCAAAAGGUUGAAAGGGGACACCCUUGACAAAAACCUAACCAGCAUUUCCAAUUAUUUAUUUAAUAACCAUUUUUUAUUAGGAUGAAACUUCUAGGAUAAUCUAAUUUAUUUAUUUCAUAUUUUAGAAAGAGCUAGAAAGUGGGCUGGACAUCACACAGAUGGGCUCCAGCAAAUUAGUGUCAGAGUGAUAAAUGCAAAAAGCUGUGGAAAAAUUAAGCUGGGCAAAAAUACCCAUCUGGUGUGCACCUCCUACUCUGGGAUGGCCUUUGAUGAAUAGCAUUCCCUGAGACGGAAAUACAAGGACAAUGCAAAUUUCAUAGAGCCGUCAGCCCCCCUCCCCUUAACUCCCCCAACCCCCAUCACAAAUGGGGCACACAAGCCCAGCCAAACAGAGUACGUCUGUCUGGCAGUCUGUCCCUACAAUAUCAUGCACGUGGCUUUUGCCACUCUGUAGGCCCAGACCAGAGCUAUAGGUCUCAACCUCAGGGCCCUAUUAUGACUUACCUUUCCUUUUAACUACACCAACCUGACCACACAACAGCAGUACUGGAAGGUCUGGCCUGCUGCACACAGACGUAGCCAAAAUAUGACCAUGAUGCCUCACAUACAAGUACACAUUGUUUACAAGGUUUUACAGUAAUAUAGACUGAGCUGAAUACAGAAUGUUUCCUCCGUUUUUUUGUCUUCGCAGCAAGAGUUUCUUUGAUGUGUUUACAAUGUCAGAUAUGAUUUGUAAUCUAUUCACCAGCACGUUUUUGGUCUUUGACAGGGCAAAGCGUAACAAAACAUAUCUCUGUGACUUAAAACCAAAUUAAUUAGCUGAAAAUAUGCUUUUGUUGAACUUUGAUUCAAACCUUUGUGAAACUAAGGAUAUUGGGUGUGUUGGAAGAUCCUUUAUCCUUUAAAAUGAGCAAACUGUUUAAUCAAAUCUAUAAGGCUCACCCCAAUUCAUACAGUUUAAGAUCUGCAUUGAUGAAUGUAAUUGGUCGGUAAGCAUUGCCAAAAAGUCGGACAUUCUGUUAAUAAUAAGUAUGCAUGUAAAAACAAACAUUAAAUGCCUCUGAAAUGGGAAUAAUUGCACCUCAUAUCACCUCCCAUGCAACGCUGUAAUAAAAAAAUUGGGGUAAAAUAAUGAAUGUAAUUUGGAAAUAUGCAUCCCAGUGGUAACAAAAUGUAUUGUCAUUUUGGAAAUCCCCUCUGCUGUGUAGACUGUUACAUUCCUGCACUAUUCAUUAUGGAUUAAAACAUGAUGUAUUUCUGCAAACAGUCAGUUGUUGUAUUGCAAUUCGAUAAAGCUAAUUUAAUCUGUGUGCAAAAUGGUUAAACAGUUUACGAUCUUGUUCAUCUUAGUAUCAUGUUUUACCAAUAAUUAGCAUUGCUUUAUCAUGUUUUAUGUAUGCUUUUUGUAGUCUGGUACAUUCGCUGUUCUAACAGCGGUUAUGUUGAUAGAAAUAAAAGCACUUUGUUGUAAAUAUGUACGUAGAUCUGAGAUGCCAUUCUCGUUUUGGGUAGAGUAAUCAGUGUAGUGACACUCCAUCACUGAAUAAACUGUUACGGUGAAUGUUGGA